AUUUUAGCCCUCAUAAAAUGAUGGUUAUGUGUUAAAAUUAAAUUCAUAGAGAUAUUUGUUUUGUUUGUGUCAACUUUAUACUGCAUCCAGUUGGAACAGUGAUUGUUCGAAUUUUAAUAAAUUAAAUCGUGAAUAUGCCGAAAUUAAACUGUGAGAUUUAGUAUAAUUUCAGAAUACAUCAAGCUUAUUUUACAUUCUUGUUCCAAAAACUAAUUCCUAUGAAACUUUAGAGCUAUAAUAUCUUUAUAAACAAAACUACACAUUUACAGGAUGGCCGACAGUGAAUAUAGGCCUCGACUGUUCAUAGGUGGACUAAAAGGACCAGUUGACAAAGAUGAACUGACCUCAGCAUUUGCAGAGUUCGGGAACAUCGUAGAUGUUUGGGUAGCAUACGAUCCUCCAGGUUUUGCAUUUGUGGAGUAUGAUAGCAUGGAGUCAGCUAAAGCUGCUAAAGAAGCAAUGCAUCUCACUGACUUAUUUGAUACUCAGAUAAGGGUCGAGUUGACAAAGCACUCAAAAGGAGCCAGGCAUGGGUCUGGUAAGACGAUUGAACUUGGUGACAAACCUAGACUCUUUAUUGGAGGUCUCAAAGAGGAGGUUGAGGACUCCCAGCUAAAAGAGCUGUUUGAGAACGUGGGACCUGUCACUGAUGUGUUUGUUGCAAAAGGCAAAGGAUAUGCUUUUGUUGAGUUUGGCAGCAUGGCUCACGCCAAAAGAGCAAUGUCAGAGUACGACCAGAGUGAACAGUGGGGGAUGAGGAUCAGAAUAGAAAUGUCAAACGCAAAGGGCUCUGGAGGUGGUGAUCGUGGUGGCAGGGAUGGUGGAAGAGACGGUGGUUAUGGUGGAAGAGGAGGUGGUGGAAGAGGCGGUGGCAGGGGUCGUGGAAGAGGUGACAGAGGAGGGCGUGGUCGCGGGGGCCGUGGUGGAGAUCGAGGUGGUAGAUCAGCUCCUUAUCCUCCCAGGGGAGGGGGACAAAGGCCUCCAGCGAGACGACCCCCACCCGCGUCGUAUUACGAUGAGGAUGCUUAUUAUGCCCCCAGAGCGCCACCAGCGAGAGAUCCUUAUUACGAUGAUUACUAUGCCCCUCCGCCUAGGGCUCCAAGGGAUCCAUAUGGUGCUCCACCGCCGCGAAGGCCUGCUGCUGACCCGUAUGCUGCUGAUCCGUAUGCAGCCCCGCCGGCCAGGCGAUACCCUCCGCCUCCUGCUGCCAGUGCGCCUGCCAGAGAUCCGUAUUAUGAUGAUCCCUACUAUGCUGCCAGCUCGUAUGCAGCCCCUCCACCUGCCAGGCCAGCUGCAAAAUCAGAUCCGUAUGCAGCCGACCCUUAUGCGAGAGCACCACCACCCGAGGCAGAUCCUUAUGCAGCAGCUCCUAGAGCAGACCCAUAUGCUCGCGCCGACCCAUAUGGAAGACCUGAGGCCCCUCCAGCGCGUGCUGCUGACCCUAGAGUUGCUGCUAAAGAUCCAUAUGCUGCGGAUCCUUAUGCCAGAGAUCCGUACAAGAGAGCCGCUGCAGAUCCCUAUGCUGCAGAUCCGUAUGCGCGGCCUGCCACUUUAGCCCCAGCUGCCCCCGCGGAGCGUGAUCCAUAUGCCAGAGCUGCUGCGCCCCCAGCAGACCCGUAUGCUAGAGCUCCCCCUCCUGAUCCUUAUGCCCGUUCUGCCGCACCUGAUCCCUACGCCAGAUCAGCUGCUCCAGAUCCCUACGCUGCGGUUUAAAGUUAGAUUCAGCACGAUAUUGUUACCAUGUUACCAGUAGAACUUUAAAUGAUUAACAGUGCUAUUAUGAUGUUAUGUAUACGACCAUAAUGUCCUCAAAAAUAUUUAUAUAUUUUUUCAGUUCUGACGUUUAAUUUAUUUAGGAAGCAGAUUAUACCCAAGUUUCAAUUAAAUAUGAUUUAAAUUACUGCUACUAUUUUUGAUGUAACCUGACUUACACUUUUAUCA
Bolinopsis microptera is the source of this 1941-nucleotide messenger RNA. RefSeq names its product splicing factor, proline- and glutamine-rich-like. Gene Ontology annotation, molecular function: RNA binding. The record is from RefSeq and is a predicted model, not a curated record. Lineage: Eukaryota; Metazoa; Ctenophora; Tentaculata; Lobata; Bolinopsidae. The transcript is spliced from 4 exons. The coding region runs from base 271 to 1713 and encodes 480 amino acids.